This is a messenger RNA of Panthera uncia (snow leopard), 7057 nucleotides long. It is a transcript of the gene PLXNA2, whose product is annotated as plexin A2. The transcript has 29 exons. Gene Ontology annotation, cellular component: semaphorin receptor complex. Lineage: Eukaryota; Metazoa; Chordata; Mammalia; Carnivora; Felidae. Gene Ontology annotation, biological process: regulation of cell shape; regulation of GTPase activity; negative regulation of cell adhesion. Bases 881 to 5158 code for a protein of 1425 amino acids. The record is from RefSeq and is a predicted model, not a curated record. Gene Ontology annotation, molecular function: semaphorin receptor activity; protein binding.
UGCCGGCUUGAAAACCAGUAGACGACAUCAGGGCUUCUAGACCCUGGCUGUUCGUCAGAUUCGCCUGGGGGAGCUUUGAAUCCCGACGAAGAUGCCCAGGCCCCGCUCGCAGAGGUUCUGAUGAAUGGAUCCUGCCCUGGCAUUCGUAUCUUUUAAAACUCCCCAGACGAUUCUGGUGUGGAAGCAGGGCUGAGAAGCCGUGGACUAGACGGUAUCCGAGUCCUUUCUGACUUAUUAUCUAGAGCUGGGCUCUGACGGUCUGAGCCCGGAUUCCUGGCUCCCCCAAAUCACGGGGUGAAUUUGCGCACAAGCGGGGGAUAUGUUUGGGGGAAGGAAGACCUUCCCGAGAUCCUAAACUCUUGCAUCUCUUGAGGACCAGCUUUUUGAUAGUUUACAUGAUUGUUUUACCGUUCUUCCUUACGUGCCUGAGGCAGAAACACUGUGAACGGGUGUUGACUCUCUUACCCCAAACACCAAUAAGGGUGUGCCAGCACACGCACACCCAUCAGUGCUAUAAAUAUCUGUAGACACACGCAGAAAUAACCACAUUCGGAUAUUCAGAAUCGCUCCUACUGGCGCAUAUGCACAUGCAAAUGAACCCACCAUCAGAAAUCCCAGACGUGGUCCACUCAAACCACUUGGGAAAGUAUUUCUCUUGGGGAAAGCCGGGCUGUUUGAACAGAGAAGCACCUCUACCUUCUCUGAAGCCUGGUCUGGUUCAGAGUCACGACCGGGGGCGGGGAGGGGGCCGGGAAAUAUCUUCUGUAAAGCGACCUGCUCUAGUCCCGUAAGGGGACCGCUGAGUCCAGGUGCUGACGAUGCAUUAUUUCUCUCGUAGGUUCGAGCCGAUGGUCCCCCCCAUGGAGGGGUCCAGUAUGAGAUGGUCUCUGUGCUCAAAGACGGGAGCCCCAUCCUCCGGGACAUGGCCUUCUCCGUUGAUCAGCGUUACCUGUACAUCAUGUCUGAGAGACAGAUCACCAGGGUCCCCGUGGAGUCCUGUGAACAGUACACGACCUGUGGGGAGUGUCUGAGCUCGGGGGACCCUCACUGCGGCUGGUGUGCUUUGCACAACAUGUGCUCCCGCAGGGACAAGUGCCAGCGGGCCUGGGAACCGAAUCGAUUUGCCGCCAGCAUCAGCCAGUGCAUGAGCCUCGAGGUGCAUCCCAGCAGCAUCUCAGUGUCUGAACACAGCCGCCUGCUCAGCCUGGUUGUGAGUGAUGCUCCAGACCUGUCUGCGGGCAUCUCCUGUGCCUUUGGGAACCUGACAGAGGUGGACGGACAGGUGUCUGGGAGCCAGGUCAUCUGCAUCUCACCGGGGCCCAAGGAUGUCCCUGUCAUCCCUCUGGAUCAAGACUGGUUUGGGCUAGAGCUGCAGCUGAGAUCCAAGGAGACAGGGAAGAUGUUUGUCAGCACUGAGUUCAAGUUCUACAACUGCAGCGCCCACCAACUGUGCCUGUCUUGUGUCAACAGCGCCUUCCGCUGUCAUUGGUGCAAGUACCGGAACCUCUGCACUCAUGACCCCACCACCUGCUCCUUCCAGGAGGGCCGGAUCAACAUUUCAGAGGACUGUCCCCAGCUGGUGCCCACGGAGGAAAUCCUGAUACCAGUCGGGGAGGUAAAGCCAAUCACGCUUAAGGCUCGAAACCUGCCCCAGCCGCAGUCGGGCCAGCGAGGUUAUGAAUGUGUCCUCAACAUCCAGGGGGCGGUCCACCGGGUCCCCGCCCUGCGCUUCAACAGUUCCAGCGUCCAGUGCCAGAACAGUUCGUACCAGUACGAUGGGAUGGACAUCAGCAACCUGGCUGUGGACUUCGCCGUCGUGUGGAAUGGCAAUUUCAUCAUCGACAACCCGCAGGACCUGAAAGUCCACCUCUACAAGUGCGCGGCCCAGCGGGAGAGCUGCGGCCUCUGCCUGAAGGCCGACCGGAAGUUCGAGUGCGGCUGGUGCAGCGGCGAGCGCAGGUGCACCCUCCAGCCCCACUGCGCCAGCCUCUCCAGCCCCUGGCUCGACUGGUCCAGCCACAACGUCAAGUGCUCCAACCCCCAAAUCACCGAGAUUUUGACGGUGUCUGGACCACCUGAAGGAGGGACUCGAGUGACCAUCCAUGGCGUGAACCUGGGCCUGGACUUCUCUGAGAUCGCCCACCACGUGCAGGUGGCUGGGGUGCCGUGCACCCCCCUGCCAGGGGAUUACAUCAUCGCUGAGCAGAUCGUCUGUGAGAUGGGCCAUGCCCUCGUGGGAACCACCUCCGGGCCUGUACGCCUAUGCAUUGGCGAGUGUAAGCCAGAGUUCAUGACCAAGUCCCAUCAACAGUAUACCUUUGUGAACCCUUCCGUGCUGUCGCUCAACCCCAUCCGAGGACCAGAAUCGGGAGGCACCAUGGUAACCAUCACAGGCCAUUACCUCGGGGCAGGCAGCAGCGUGGCUGUUUAUCUGGGCAACCAGACCUGCGAGUUCUAUGGGCGGUCAAUGAACGAGAUCGUGUGUGUCUCACCCCCGUCAUCCAACGGACUGGGCCCAGUCCCCGUUUCCGUGAGUGUCGACCGAGCCCGCGUGGAUAACAACCUACAGUUCGAGUACAUAGAUGACCCCCGGGUGCAGCGCAUUGAGCCGGAGUGGAGCAUUGCCAGUGGCCACACACCCCUGACCAUCACAGGCUUCAACCUGGAUGUCAUUCAGGAGCCAAGGGUCCGAGUCAAGUUUAAUGGCAAGGAGUCUGUCAACGUUUGUAAAGUUGUGAACACCACCACCCUAACCUGCCUGGCACCCUCUCUGACCACGGACUACCGGCCCGGCCUGGACACUGUGGAACGGCCAGAUGAGUUUGGAUUCGUCUUCAAUAACGUCCAGUCCUUGCUCAUUUACAACGACACCAAGUUCAUCUACUACCCCAACCCAACCUUCGAACUGCUCAGCCCUACCGGAGUGUUGGAUCAAAAGCCAGGAUCCCCCAUCAUUCUGAAGGGCAAAAACCUCUGCCCUCCUGCCUCUGGAGGUGCCAAACUCAACUACACCGUGCUGAUUGGAGAGACCCCGUGUGCUGUCACUGUGUCGGAGACACAGCUCCUCUGCGAGCCUCCCAACCUCACGGGGCAGCACAAAGUCAUGGUUCACGUGGGCGGGAUGGUGUUCUCUCCUGGCUCGGUGAGUGUCAUCUCAGACAGCUUGCUGACCCUGCCAGCCAUUGUCAGCAUCGCGGCGGGCGGCAGCCUCCUGCUCAUCAUCGUCAUCAUCGUCCUCAUUGCCUACAAGCGGAAGUCUCGAGAAAACGACCUCACUCUCAAGAGGCUCCAGAUGCAGAUGGACAACCUGGAGUCCCGCGUGGCCCUGGAGUGUAAGGAAGCCUUUGCUGAGCUCCAGACAGACAUCAAUGAGCUGACCAGCGACCUGGACCGCUCUGGAAUCCCCUACCUGGAUUAUCGUACCUAUGCUAUGCGAGUCCUGUUCCCCGGCAUCGAGGACCAUCCCGUGCUGCGGGAGCUGGAGGUGCAGGGAAAUGGGCAGCAGCACGUGGAGAAGGCCCUGAAGCUCUUCGCCCAGCUCAUCAACAACAAGGUGUUCCUGCUGACCUUCAUCCGCACCCUGGAGCUCCAGCGCAGCUUCUCCAUGCGUGACCGCGGCAACGUGGCCUCCCUCAUCAUGACCGGCCUGCAGGGCCGCCUGGAGUACGCCACCGACGUCCUCAAGCAGCUGCUGUCCGACCUCAUCGAGAAGAAUCUGGAGAACAAGAACCACCCCAAGCUGCUCCUCCGCAGGACAGAGUCUGUGGCUGAGAAGAUGCUGACCAAUUGGUUUGCCUUCCUCCUGCACAAGUUCCUGAAGGAGUGUGCGGGAGAGCCACUGUUCAUGCUCUACUGCGCCAUCAAGCAGCAGAUGGAGAAGGGUCCCAUCGACGCCAUCACGGGUGAGGCCCGCUACUCCUUGAGCGAGGACAAGCUCAUCCGGCAGCAGAUCGAGUACAAGACCCUGAUCCUGAACUGCGUCAACCCCGACAACGAGAACAGUCCCGAGAUCCCAGUGAAGGUGCUAAACUGUGACACCAUCACGCAGGUCAAGGAGAAGAUCCUCGAUGCCGUCUAUAAGAACGUGCCCUACUCCCAACGGCCAAGGGCUGUUGACAUGGACUUGGAGUGGCGUCAAGGCCGGAUCGCCCGGGUCGUGCUGCAAGACGAAGACAUCACCACCAAGAUCGAGGGCGAUUGGAAGCGGCUGAACACGCUGAUGCAUUAUCAGGUGUCAGACAGAUCGGUGGUGGCUCUGGUCCCCAAACAGACCUCCUCCUACAACAUCCCUGCGUCUGCCAGCAUCUCGCGCACAUCCAUCAGCAGAUACGACUCCUCCUUUAGGUACACCGGCAGUCCCGACAGCCUGCGGUCCCGAGCCCCUAUGAUCACCCCAGACCUGGAGAGUGGGGUUAAGGUGUGGCAUCUGGUGAAGAACCAUGACCAUGGGGACCAGAAGGAGGGUGACCGGGGCAGCAAGAUGGUGUCUGAGAUCUACUUGACCCGGCUACUGGCCACCAAGGGCACCCUGCAGAAGUUCGUGGACGACUUGUUUGAGACCUUGUUCAGCACUGUGCACCGGGGCAGCGCCCUCCCCCUGGCCAUCAAGUACAUGUUUGACUUCCUGGAUGAGCAGGCGGACAGACACGGCAUCCAUGACACAGAUGUGCGGCACACCUGGAAAAGCAACUGCCUCCCUCUGCGCUUCUGGGUGAACGUGAUCAAGAACCCCCAGUUUGUAUUCGACAUCCACAAGGGCAGCAUCACGGACGCCUGCCUGUCCGUGGUGGCCCAGACUUUCAUGGACUCCUGCUCCACGUCAGAGCACCGGCUGGGCAAGGACUCCCCCUCCAACAAGCUGCUCUAUGCCAAGGACAUCCCCAGCUACAAGAGCUGGGUGGAGAGAUACUACGCAGACAUUGCCAAGCUCCCCGCCAUCAGUGACCAGGACAUGAACGCCUACCUCGCUGAGCAGUCCCGUCUGCAUGCUGUGGAGUUCAACAUGUUGAGUGCCCUCAAUGAGAUCUACUCCUACGUCAGCAAAUAUAGUGAAGAGCUCCUGGGGGCCCUAGAGCAGGACGAGCAGGCCCGGCGACAGCGGCUGGCGUACAAGGUAGAACAGCUCAUAAAUGCCAUGUCCCUGUCCAUUGAGAGCUGAGAGACGGAGCCUCACGUUCCCGGGAAGAGGGACCCAUGCAAGCCGUCACCCUGCGAGUCUCAGAAGAAGGACAAGUGAAGGGGAUCAGACCCCAGAGCUUGGUGUCCCCUGAGACCCCAUCACGGGGAGAGGGGAGGGCCCCUCUCCCCACGCCAGCCACGUUUCGUCACAGCCGGUUCCCGCAGGGAGAGACCAUGGGUGCCGUCCCUCCACAGUGAGAACCAGAGAGAAGCAGGGGCCCAGAGAAGGCGGUUCUUCAAGCCGAGAGGCACGAACUGGGGACAGUUCUGCCUCUGUGACUGCUGCUUUGCAUGAAAACUCAUUUGAUGUAUAUUGGGGAAAUAAUGAGAACUUUAUUUAAUUUUUUUUAAGAAAAGGAAAAAAAAAAACAGAAAUAAAACAAAAAGCCUCCCUGUUAAUCCCGUCCAACUUCUGUUUCAUUCUGAUUUCUGCCCCCCUUCCUUCUUCCCUCCCCCCUUCCUCGAGUGACUCCUCUUUCCACAUGCCAGAAAAAGCCUACAAAGAGAACCUGAGAGAAAUUGGAGGGAAAACGAUCAUUUCCUUUCCCUUGAAAUUACGAGAAAAUAAGGAGGAGAAGAACGAGCACAAGUUCACCCGAAACGCUUCGCCGAAACAGAGGCCAGGAAAACCUGGAAUUAUCCCGGCAGCCACAGGAGCAUGGGAGCUACAGAGCGCGGUGCAGACGGCAGCGCCGUGGAGGGGGCUCAACCCGGCUGGCUGGGCGCAGAGCUUCACCUGCCACACCCCCGUGGGCUCUCAUCCCUGCAGAGGAGCUCUGUGUCCAUAGAGUGCCCAGUGCUUUUUGCUACGGCUUUUGUGUGCGUUUUCCUCUUGUUUCAUCUCAAACCUCAAGAAGCGAGGAGCUGAUCUUUGGUACUUUUCCCUUUGGUGUCUGUAAAGUUACUAGGAGACGCGGCGGAGAGCUGGGCCUCUCCCAGACCCGACGCCUGGCCUCCCUGCGGACACCGGGCAGCUUCGCCUUACAUCAGUCACGGUCCUGAACCGGGCACCCUGGGGAAAGGGCCUGGAGGUGUGUGGCCCCCCCGGGAGAUUCCAUCUGGGAGCUGACUGGGGGACAUGGGUGUCUGGCUUUAGAUUGCGCUCCAGUCUGCCCGUGGUUUCUUGGCAAUUCGAGAGAAAGCAAAAAGCAAACACUGUUUACAGCAAGCAAUACUUGAAGAGCGUAGGGUAAAGAUGCUGCCGUGUCGAUUGUGACGCUUUCUUUCUAUCGUUCUCUUGUGCCUGCAGAGGGGGAGACGGCCCUCCGCUCCUGUGUGGAAGCUCCUGGUCGGCUGAGCCCUGGCCUCAGUAGAAGUGACUGUAGCAUCCCCACGUUACUGUCUCCUGCCUCUCUCUCCGCCUCUCCUGUCCUCAUGAGUUUCAAGGACGAGUGGGUGGCUUCUCACUGGGCUCCUUUCUUUCUCACUCUCUUCUGCUGACACCUAAAACCAUGGAUGACCCACUCUCCUGAGUGUAGUUUCUAAACCAAGAGACCAAAGCUCCACACCCGGGUCCAAAGGCACCGCGAAAGCCAGCGGGAGUCAUGGGUCUGUUGGUGGCAAGACCUAGGUGACCGGGACAGCCACCAGAGUUUCCAGGCCUCCCACGCUGGCAAGGAUCCAAGCAGGCAGCUCCAGCUUCUCUGUCAGAGCAUCAGAGGGAAGGAGAAGGAGGGCGAGAGAAAGGCCAAGGGGUGGGAAGGAGGCAGGCAGGAGAGGACCACCGCUCCCUUCCUACUUUCUACUUUCCAAGGGUCUGCGGUGCUGAGAAACUGGACCAGGCAGCCCCACAGAGACCAGACCAGGGUCAUUUCCUCUGUAAUUAACUCUGGGCCCCAGCUUCUCUGUGCCAUGAUUUACCUCCAAACAAUUCCAAUUU